AUGAUGUUAUCACUGCGCAGGUUUUCUAUGUACGUUUUAAGAUCUCUGCGGCUUCACUUUAAAAAGAUAGCAGUUAUUCUUUUGGCCGUGCAGUUACUGUUUAUUAUAGUGUUUGUAUUUAGCGGCCGCUCACCGAUUAUUGACAGUAACUGGAAGUCAUUCACUGCGCCAUUUUUUGAACCAGUUACCCACGCUGACAAGAACAACAACUAUGCUGCUUUCGAUCUGAGAUCAAAAGAUAACGUAGCCAGACUGUACGAAAAAAUGAAUUUCGAUACUUCAGGCGAAUGGAUUGACACAUACACCUUGAGGAAUAACCUUCUCACUGUGAAAAUGGGCUCUGAAAAAGGACAGGUUCUCGAUUCGGUAGACGAAUUGAGAUAUUAUGAUAGUGACCCAAGAUUGGUAUGGUCAGUUGUACUGGAUCACUUGUUAGAAUCAGAUUCCAAUGAAUACGCAUUUUCGUGGUACGAUUGGGCCAAUUUUGACUCGACAAAUAAACUCAUUGCACUGAGACACACCAAUAUCUCUUGUCAGUUUGUUUGCGAAGGUGCUUUUGAUAAAGAGAUGCUAGAAAGGGUAGAGGGCGAAGUACAAGAGCCCUUAUUUGUCACAAAUAGGAACAAAUAUGACGAAUCACUUUGGUAUGAUAGGGUAAGAAAGAUUGUGGAUCCUAAUUUGGUCCAGCAGGUCAUACAUGAUCAUUGUAAGAACAAUGACGCAUAUUCCAAUGGUACUCCUUUCGAACUACCCUUUAUAAUUAGUGGAACUUCUGAAAGGUUGAGGCCGGAGGUUUAUGACUUACAAGCCAAAAACCAUUUAUUAUAUUCUAAUUUUACUCCGUUGUCAUUGACCGUACUGGACAGCGAUAAAGAUGCUUAUCGAAUUGAUUUGAAAAAAACAGACUCUUCAAAAUCAAACAUAGUACAAACCAAUCUAUUACAGAACUACAUUCAAAGGCACAGAAAUGAAAUAGUAAAUGGCGAUCUCAUUUUCAACCACACUUCCAUUUUUGAAAAAUUCUUGCAUCAUGAAUCUACCAAAAAAAGGAAACUUGACGUUGAAGGCUUAGAUAAAACGAUAUUUGCUAGAGAGUAUCUAGAGUUGUCACCAUCCGAUUUCCACUUCGAUGCAAAAGAGAAAAUCACUGAAUUAGAGACCAGGUUAAGGUCUGAAGGCAUAUCAUUGCACGAUACCCACUAUUUACAAAGUUUAAAAUCGUCCGUAAGUACUGCCCCUGCAUUACAGAAAAAGUACUUCGCUGAGGCCAGUGACAUUACAGACGCGACUGCCGAUGGUCACCACAGAGACAAACGGUUUUUUUCAAUCGGACAUAACCUCCUAAAUGACCCUCAGGAGUUUGAAGCAAGACUAAGUUCUUUGAUCAGAACUUUUCAGAAAUUUGUCAAGGCUAAUGGAUUAAUCUCCUGGUUAUCGCAUGGUACCUUGUAUGGAUAUUUAUAUGAUGGUUUGAAAUUCCCUUGGGAUGUCGACCAUGAUUUACAGAUGCCCAUUAAACAUUUGCAUUAUUUGAGUCAAUACUUCAACCAAUCCCUAAUAUUAGAAGAUCCAAGAGAAGGCAAUGGAAGAUACCUACUAGACGUGGGAAGUGCAAUUACUGUAAGAGUUCAUGGGAACGGCGAGAACAAUAUUGAUGCUCGCUUCAUCGAUAUCGACUCAGGUAUAUACAUUGAUAUCACAGGACUUAGCGUUAGUUCCGAUGCGGCUAAGCAGUAUAUGUCCAAAUUUGUAGAAGAAGAAAGCUCAGGUAAAAGCUUUUCUGACCUUAUUAAAGACUAUAAAUUUGACGAAAACGACCGUUUCGAUGAAGUUGAGGACAGUGAAGGUUUAGCUAAGUAUACCAUAUAUGAAUUAAUGGAAUGGGUUAAUUCUCAUCCAGACGACUUUACGGAUGCAGAAAGGAGUUUCGUCACGAAAACUUAUAAGAAAGAGCUCGCAAUUUCAAGAAGCGACUAUGCUGAAAAAGACUUGCCUCCAAAGCAGAGAUAUCUGCUAAAUGAGAAAUAUAACCUUUACAAUUGUAGGAAUCAGCAUUUUUCCAGUCUAAACAUCUUAUCACCCCUGAGAAAUACAAUGUUCAAUGGUGUACCGGCAUUCAUUCCUAAUAGGCCUAUAGCAACAUUGAACAAUGAGUAUAAAGUCCCGCAAAAAUAUGGACUUUUAUCAUUCCAAGGGAAGGUGUAUUUACCGGAAUUUAGAUACUGGUUUUCAUUUGCAGACAUGAAGAAGUUUGCAAAUUUGCAGCUGAAAGAACCCAAGAUAACACGGCUAGAAAGUCCUUUAAAUGAUUUGAAAUUCAGUGACAUAAGUCUACUAGUAACAAACAUUAUCAAAUGUGGGUUUCACUCCGUAUUUGCCAGUUUAUUUAAUUCUUUUGAUAGCACUGUUUACAGACUCAAAGAGCUGGAAAUACAGUAUGACCGUAGCUUGAGUGAAGAAGAAAAAAGUAGCCUAUUAAAGACGCUACGGCGAGGAAUGUCAAAGAAAAUAAAAUCACCAGAAAAGGAUCCAAUAAUAUAUAUAUACGAAAGGAAGUUAUGGGAAAACGUGGAAAAGUUGUUGAAUGCUUCAAAUAUUUACAACAUUGCCUCACAAGUUGAAAAGGAAAAAAUCAAAGAAUUUGUUGAGUGGUCCCAGCAAGUGUAUGAAAGAAAAUUUGACGGUUUUAAACUUCCUGAUGGUGGCAACGGUAAUACAGUGACCGAUCUAAAUUCCAAAGGCUUAAAUCUCUUCGGUGAUAAUAAGAAAACUUCAAACAACAUAUUUGGUUCUGACCAAAAAUAUUAA
Saccharomyces paradoxus is the source of this 2808-nucleotide messenger RNA. RefSeq names its product Mnn14p (gene MNN14). The transcript has a single exon. The coding region runs from base 1 to 2808 and encodes 935 amino acids. Lineage: Eukaryota; Fungi; Ascomycota; Saccharomycetes; Saccharomycetales; Saccharomycetaceae. The record is from RefSeq and is a predicted model, not a curated record.